Drechmeria coniospora is the source of this 1596-nucleotide messenger RNA. RefSeq names its product cyclopropane-fatty-acyl-phospholipid synthase. The transcript is spliced from 4 exons. Gene Ontology annotation, biological process: cellular response to biotic stimulus. The record is from RefSeq and is a predicted model, not a curated record. The coding region runs from base 1 to 1596 and encodes 531 amino acids. Lineage: Eukaryota; Fungi; Ascomycota; Sordariomycetes; Hypocreales; Ophiocordycipitaceae.
AUGUCGAAGCCUACCAGCCUCACGGGCAGCGAGAGCGAGUUCGAGUUCGUCGAGACCCCCAAGGUGACGACGCCUUCGCUGCUCGCGAAGGACGAGAGCUGUGGAGUCCGCACCACAAAGUCACCGGCCAUCAAGAAUGCUCCCGUUCCCGCCGACGGCCCCGGUGCCGACUCGUUCAGCAAUGCCGGCCUCAUCGGCCUCCUCGUCGGCGUGCCUCUGUACAUGACGUGGAAGGUCGGUGCCGGCUUCAAGACGUUCGUCUUCUUCGCCCUCAUCCUCGACUUCCCCCUCCUCGCCGCCUACUGGCUCGUCGUCUCGUCCAUCAGCCCCCGGCGCAACGAAAAGGCCAAGCUCCCCGGCCGCCCCGUCGAGUUCUACCUCGACUUCAAAAAGGAGGCGGACCGGGCCAAGUACCGCGGCAGCUGCAAGAUCCCCAUGGAGACGUUCCACGAGAUGUACUUUGACGGCGACGUCGACUUCAAAGGCGACUGCCUCGAGGUGCUCGAGUACCGCCACGACUGGGCCAGCUUCCGCUUCACCAUCAGCCUCAUCCGCUACUUCCUCCUCGGCAUGAUCCCCGAGCUCAUCAUGCACACCCGCUCCCAAGACGAGGAGCAGGUCCGCGAUCACUACGACCGCGGCGACGACUUCUACGGCUGGUUUCUCGGCCCUCGCAUGAUCUACACGUCGGGCAUCAUCUCGGACGCCGACAAGGAGGAGACGCUGGAGCAGCUGCAGGACAACAAGCUGGCCAUCGUCUGCGAGAAGAUCGGCCUCCGCAAGGGCGAGCGCAUGCUGGACAUUGGAUGCGGCUGGGGCACCCUCGCCCGCUUCGCCAGCGAAAACUACGGCGCCAAGGUGACGGGCGUGACGCUCGGCCGCAACCAGACGGCCUGGGGCAACAGCGCCAUGCGCAAGGUGGGCGUGCCCGAGGAGCAGAGCAAGAUCCUGUGCAUGGACUACCGCGACAUUCCCGUGCCCGACGGCGGCUACGACAAGAUCACCUGCCUCGAGAUGGCCGAGCACGUCGGCGUCCGUCACUUCUCCAGCUUCAUCACCCAGGUCUACAACAUGCUCGACGACGACGGCGUCUUCUUCCUGCAGAUCGCCGGCCUCCGCAAGCCGUGGCAGUACGAGGACCUGAUCUGGGGUCUCUUCAUGAACAAGUACGUCUUCCCCGGCGCCGACGCCUCGACGCCGCUCGGCUGGGUCGUCGACAAGCUCGAGGGCUCCGGCUUCGAGAUCAAGCACAUCGACACCGUCGGCGUCCACUACUCGGCCACCCUCUGGAGGUGGUACCGCAACUGGAUGGCCAACCGCGACAACGUCGAGGCCAAGUACGGCAAGCGAUGGUUCCGCACGACGGGCGCGACGCAGAUCUGGGAGUAUUUCCUCGCCUACUCCACCAUCAUCUCGCGCCAGGGUUCCGCCACGUGCUUCCAGAUCACGCUGGUCAAGAACAUCAACUCGACGCACCGCAUCGAGGGCAUCGACUCCCAGUACGGCCUGUCGGGCAGCCUCAAGAGCUUCAAGGCCGACCUGCAGGCUUGGGCGAAGAAGAACAACGUGGUCUCGUCGACCAAGUUCACGUCGUAA